UGAGGAUUGUACAAAACUAAUUUGUUGUGUUUGUUGAAAUAGCCAGGUAAGCAAACGUGUCAUCGCUACGUACAACUAUGAAGUUGUCCGUCGCUCUCGUUGUUAUUUCCCUUGUUUUGGCUGCGUCAGAAGUCACUGAAGAAGAUGAUGUGCUUGUAUUAAAUAAAAAGAACUUUGAUGAUGUCAUCAAGAACAAUAAGUUUGUUUUGGUUGAGUUCUAUGCUCCUUGGUGUGGUCACUGUAAGGCUCUUGCCCCAGAGUACAGUGCAGCAGCCAAAAAGUUAAAGGAAAAAGGUUCACUAAUCAAACUUGCUAAAGUGGAUGCUACCGUCGAAGAAGAACUUGCGUUCAAACAUGGUGUCAAGGGAUAUCCGACUUUAAAGUUCUUCCGAAACGAACAACCCAUUGACUUUGGAGGCGAAAGAGACUCUGACGCAAUUGUAAACUGGUGCUUGAGAAAAUCCAAACCUUCCGUGGAGUAUAUUGAGUCAUUAGAUAGUUGUAAGCAAUUUAUCGACAAGGCUACCAUUGCAAUAUUGGGUUUUAUCAAGGAUACGGACUCGUUAGAUUUGGCAGACUUCGAAAAAGUGGCCGACGAAUUAGAUGAUGCUGAUUUUGCAAUAGCUAACUCCAGUGAUAUUUUGACUGAGUAUGGUAUCACACAGACACCAAAAAUUGUUUUGUUUAAAAAUUUUGACGACAAUCGUGUUGAAUAUACGGGAGAAACACUGGAGAAUCUUAAGCAUUUCGUACAGGUGGAAAGUGUCCCUCUUGUGUCAGAAUUUUCCCAGAAGACCGCUGGAGUUGUAUUCGGAAGUCCAAUUCAAAAACACAUCGUCUUCUUCCUCUCAAAAUCAACAGACCAUUCGGAUCUCGUUGAUAAGCUUACAGAAGUUGCUAGACAAUUCAAAGGCAAGCUCCAUGUGAUAUACGUCGAUGUUGAUGUCGAAAACAACUUACGCGUGUUAGAAUUUUUCGGGCUUUCGAAAAGUGAUGCCCCAACUUACCGAAUUAUCGAACUUGGUGAUGAAACAACUAAGUAUAAACCAGAUACCAACGAUUACUCUGUUUCCGCAAUGUCUGAUUUCGUUCAAAGAACAAUCGAUGGGAAAGUCAAGCCUUUCCUUAUGAGUGAAGAAAUACCAUCAGACCAAACAGGUGCCGUUAAAGUACUUGUUGGGAAAAAUUAUAACGAUGUAGUUAAAGAUAAAUCAAAAGACGUGUUUGUCAAACUGUAUGCUCCUUGGUGUGGUCAUUGCAAGGCUCUUGCUCCGGUUUGGGAUGAAUUGGGUGAGACUUUCAAAAACUCAGAUACGGUGAUCGCAAAAAUGGAUGCUACAGUUAAUGAAGUUGAAGAUCUUAAAGUUACCAGUUUUCCAACUCUGAAGUUUUACCCCAAGAACUCGGAUGAGGUUAUCGAUUACACAGGUGAUAGAUCUUUUGAAGCCCUGAAAAAGUUCGUAGAGUCUGGUGGUAAAUCUAGUGAAGCAACUAAACAAGAAGAUCAAAUAAAGGAUGAACUCUGAAGCUGCUUCUUAAAUGGCUUUAUUUUGCUUUUGUCCUCAUAUCCCUUUGCUCUAAAGAUCUGUUUUUUUUCAUGUAUGUUCAAUAAGCAAUGAGCUUUAGUUUCAUUUGUCCAUUAUCUAGUUGUUUGUAAGCACAUAUUCGUUCAUGAAGUGCCCUUUGACAGUGCAUUUCCGUGAAAAUGUUCCUCAAGUUUUUUUGUACCAUCUUAAUUGUUUUUCUUUUUAAGCAUUUUUGAAUUCUGCUAAAUUAAACUUGUUGUAUUUAUUUGUAAAUUCAACUUGUAUAGUAAACAUGGAAGGAUUUAUGCUACAUUUAGUCUUUAGAUAUUGCAAAUGCUACGUUAGCUUUUACUAAAUAGCAUAAUUCAGGUGUUGUAUUCGUCGGAAUUGACAUUUCAUAUGAAUUGUAAAGUCUUUGAUUAUAGAUGCUUAUACUCAUUCCUCUAAAAUCAGUAAAUCGAUAUCUCUUGUAAAAGAAUACACGCUUCAUUGGUCAUUCGUCCAAUAUUCUUGAGUGGUUUCCAAUUUCCUAGACGGUUAGAAUUUGUUUAUGUUCCUUUCUUUGUAU
Molecule: messenger RNA, 2094 nt
Organism: Schistosoma margrebowiei
Lineage: Eukaryota; Metazoa; Platyhelminthes; Trematoda; Strigeidida; Schistosomatidae
Source: the annotation of a GenBank genome assembly